UGGUUAGCAGAGGCAGGCAGGGCUAAACCCGUGCCAAAGAAAUAAGCUUCCACACAAACAUCACUAAGGAUUUUUCUCUGUGAUUCUUAACACACACACACACAGGAGGAAGCGAGCAGAUGAAAAAACAAUGAUGCAGUGGCAGCAGAAGCUAAGAAUGGACCUUCAGGGCGAGAUAAGCUCCCGGCUGCUGGUCUGGACUGUCAUCCUCUUUGUCAACACUGUCACACAAGCUCAGGCCACAGUGCUGAAGGUUUCAAGCAAUCACAUGGUUUACACAUGCCCCGAGGGGAUGAAUGUCACCUUUAAGUGCAGCCUUUCUGGCCAUCUAAAGGACCGGCAUGAUUUCUUGGCCAAACUUUGGUACUACAGCCGCAGCAAGAACGCCCUGUGCAAGGAGAAGAUGCACAUCCGUAACACCACGGUCACGUGGGAGAACCACAAUCCGAGCAAGGGUCACGGGGUCUACAUGAGCUCCAAUCACCAGGGCGUGUUCUGGGUCAACCUCAGUAACCUGGUUCCAGAUGACGAGGGCGUUUACUGCUGUGUGGUGCAUGAACUGCACAGAUCACAGCCAAACACACACCACCCGAAAAUCGAGCUGACUGUGUAUGGCACCAUGGAGCUCCAGGUCACCCCAGGAAAUGGAACUCACGUUGCUAAUCAGAAAUGUACUUUUCGUGACCGUACCGAAGUAUCAGAUACAGAAGCCACCACAGCUGCUGCUCUUGCCACCAUGGGAUGUGUCAUUGGCAUCUUGUCUUUGCCCCUGAUUCUGCUCCUUAUCUACAAACAGAGGCAGGGUGCAGCCACCAGGAGACGAGCCCAUGAGCUUGUCCGAAUGGAUAGUGAGGCGAUAGGCGUGGAGAAUCCAGUAUUUGAGGAGAUUCCAGCCCAAAGUUCUGAAGUGAAACCAAGGACACUGGAUAUUCGUCGCCUCCCAUCAGACUCGGACCGCCAUCUCCUCUCCGAACCCAACACUCCGCUUUCUCCUGAGGCACUGCCACGGUUCUUCCCAACACUCGAACUUGUGCCUGACUCCCCAAAGUGAUGCAGCCGUGGAGUGGAACAUGCCUUGGUUUAGAUAAUAACCAUAACACCAGAUGAACAGAAGAUGGUAUGGAUCAUGGAGAACAAUGACAAAUGGACAUACAAUGAAAUACAUUCUAGCAGCUUUAUGUGGUCAUUAUGCCAUGCAUAUUGAGACAAAUGUAGGGACAAGUUCAGCACAAUCUCUGCUUUAAUGGACAUUUGGUAUCUUUUAAGUAUGGCGGAUGAGUGAACACAAUUGUCAACUGGUCAUGCAAUAACACGCUUGAGUUUAUUGGCGUAAAUUAGUUAAACUGUUCACAAAGCUAAGUGAUUAGCUAGUAUGCUGUCUGUCUACUGAUACCCGUACAGGUCUGUCCUCUCUUCUAUCCUCCUGACCCACAAUAACCAAACAUGCGUACAGUCACUCGAUCAAUCAGACCCUCAAAACCCAGAUUCCAAGUUAGACCUGGCCUUUGGCUUUGAGGCAUUACUUACAGAAGAACAUAAGCAGGAUAUGACCACACCAAGUCUUUGGCUCGGCCUUGUCAUGCUGGACAAUGAUGACUGAUCACUGACCUCAAGCCCAAGGUAAAGAGUUCAGAUGGAGAUGCCCCAAUGGGAGCUGACAAAUGUGUGUUCAUGUGCAAAGGGCACAGCCCAUGCUUUCAAGGAGAUGAUUUGAUUAUGUCAAAAAUUAUUCUUCACAGUCAGUACAAACCUAUGCCCUGACAGUAUUUUCUUCAAUCUACCUCUCCAGGAAAUUUUAACCCUUCACUUGGUCUUUGUGUUGUCAUGUCAACAUGCACGUGGUUUGCACUCAGAUGGGGUGGGAUGAGAGAAGAGGGAAACGGAAAGAGGUGAAUCACUUGAUCCAAAACCCAGUGUCCCGUGAAUUUCUCUACUUAACACGUCGAAUGUUUCAAUCCCAAAUCUGGCACGAGUGCACAGCAUUGCUGAAAAUACCAGCUUUAAAAUAACUAUUUGCCUGACUAAUCAAAUGAAGUUUAGCAGCACCAUGCAGCAUCUCUGUUGUGACAAAGUGCGGUUCGGGCAGUCAAUAUUCUCUGAUUAGCAACUGAUCACUUUCUAGAACACUGGGUUCUGUGUCAUCUAAUUAUAAACGAUUGUCAGUAUUAUGGUUGACAUUAAUUGUAACAUUAAUUUUUAUUUUGUAUUUAAUCAACCAGCAAAUUGCAGUCUAAAAUUGUGCUCAGAGUGAAACAGUAUUACUAAAUGAUUGAGACAAUCAAUGCUCAGUUUUAAAACUCAGCACAGUCACUAAAAUGGAUCACCCUGGGGUUUGAGGCAACAUGUCACCAGGCAUGUUAAUGAUUCUGAUCCAGUGCUAAUACUAUCAAUACAAACCUCAAACUAUAAAGUCUAUUCUUUUCAAAUGCGCUCUACUUCAAACAUGAAAAAAAAGUUUGUAUGUGCCUUCAGCUUUGUAAAAUUUCCCAAGGUGCUCUGCAACACUGUUUAAAAUAUGUCAUACCACUGCACUGGAGGAGCAUCUUAAAGAGAGUGAAGAGGUUAGCAGAGGGAUUUCCAGAGGGUAGCACCUGGGCAACUGGAGGUGUGGCUGCCAGAGAUGCACACGAAGCAGAGUUAGGGUGCCAGGCCAGAGGUGAUCACAGAGAUAUUGAUGGGGUGGGAGAGGGGGUUGACACAAAAUAUCAGAGGGAGAAGAAAAUUGAAAACCUAGUGAAAUUUAGGUGUCUGACAGUAUGCAUUGUAAUACACCUUGGUGUAUAGAACAAUUGUGGAUUGUUAUUGGAGUGAUGUGGCUACACCUUUACCACAUAAGGUGUACAAACAAAGACUGUCUCUUCUUGGAGCCACAUCUUGUUCAGUUUUAAGGCAGAAGACAGCAAUGUGAAAUGGGCAAAGUAACAGGUCAUUUGGAUCUCCGGUGCAGGGAUGGGAAGAGGGUUUUCAUUGUGUUAUUGCACUGGGAGCAACAUCUCGAUGAUGCGCUCCUGGUCAGGAGUCAUACCCACUGAAACAUGCAGGGAACCAUCUGGGGACCAAAUGUAAUGCAUUUAGCUGAAGCUCUUAGUCCAGAUUAGUGCAGCUAUUUUUCCCUGGACUGCACUGUUCAGCGGAGGCAGUUACCAUAGCAACUUUGAAAAGAAAACUUAAUAAAUGCUUGGAGUGGAAAAUCUGCAGGGCCAUGGGUUUACGAUGUUGAAUAGUGUGACUAGCUGUGUAGCACUUUCAAAUAGCUCAGACAUGACCAAUCAGAGAGGCUACUUUGGCAUUAAUUUUUGAUUUCAUAAUAAAAAGCAAAAGACUGUAGAUGCCGGAAAUCUGAAACAAACACAAGAGUGCUGGAGAAACUCAGCAGGUCUGGCAGCAUCUGUAGAGAGAUGAACAGAGUUAACAUUUUUGACUCCGGUAUGACCCUCCUUUGGAAUGCAUUUCUGAAAAAACAGUCAUACCAUUUGAAAGAGUUGCUGCCCGACCUGCUGAAUUUCUCCAGCGUUCUCUUUGAUGCUGUACAUGUUGUAAAGUGUUAUAUUCAUCCUGUUACUAUCCCAGCCAAUUCUCCUUAAAUUACAUUCGUUUUCCAAUGAAUUAAUUCAAGGUUUGUCACCAUUUUGUUUAGAGGUGGUAGUGAUGGUGGCAUGGGGCUUGCAGCUGUGGCUCCUCAGUUAGAUCCACAUAGAUCCACAAAUAAACAGUUUUAUUUGUGGAUCUAUUUUAGCCUUAAGUCAAGGUAAUCAGACUGGAUGCAGAAGGUAAAUUGGCAAGGUUGGAGCUGAAAUGUGAUCUUGACACUACUUUCAGUGCUGGGCUCUAUUUUAGAAGGAUUGCAUUUGAUAAGGACGUUACAUUCUCUAAAGGACCUGGUGGCAUAAUGGUAAUGUCACUGAACUAGUAAUCCAGAGACUCCAGGCUAGUGGAUUGGGAAAAAGUGAGGACUGCAGAUGCUGGAGAUCAGAGCUAAAAAUGUGUUGCUGGAAAAGUGCAGCAGGUCAGGCAGUAUCGGAAGAGCAGGAGA
This is a messenger RNA of Hemiscyllium ocellatum (epaulette shark), 4033 nucleotides long. It is a transcript of the gene vsir, whose product is annotated as V-set immunoregulatory receptor. The transcript has 7 exons. Lineage: Eukaryota; Metazoa; Chordata; Chondrichthyes; Orectolobiformes; Hemiscylliidae. The coding region runs from base 131 to 1051 and encodes 306 amino acids. Gene Ontology annotation, biological process: regulation of immune response; negative regulation of CD4-positive, alpha-beta T cell proliferation; positive regulation of regulatory T cell differentiation. Gene Ontology annotation, cellular component: plasma membrane. The record is from RefSeq and is a predicted model, not a curated record.